Molecule: messenger RNA, 1547 nt
Organism: Glycine soja
Lineage: Eukaryota; Viridiplantae; Streptophyta; Magnoliopsida; Fabales; Fabaceae
Product: putative glucose-6-phosphate 1-epimerase
Exons: 9
Coding region: 317-1273 (318 amino acids)
Biological process (GO): carbohydrate metabolic process
Molecular function (GO): isomerase activity; carbohydrate binding
Source: RefSeq, a predicted model, not a curated record
ACUCUCUUUGUGUUUUCUUUUUCUCAGUUUAUAACUUUUUAUCCAUCGACAUCAAAACAAGGACUCUUGGGAAAACGCAGAGUUAUGGACACUGUCCUUUGAAACUCCAAACAAAUAAAACAGCUCAUAGUAGUAUUAUAGUAAAAGAUAGCCUUCAAAGUACGCUAACCCAUUUCUUCUUUUCGCAUAACUCAAUUGGAAAUUGCUUCUUCCUUAUUAGUUUUGCUUUCAUCUGCUUGAAACUUUCUCGGAUUUCUGAAGGAUCUUUUUGUGUGACAAAAGGCUGGAUUGGAAAAAAGGGAAAGUGAACCCUUUUAUGAGUAGCAUAAGGGCAAGGCUAAGGCCAAGACCGAUGCCGUUGAAUAUAUUUCCGGACAUGGAAGGAUUGCCCCGGAUUAUAUUGACUGAGGCAACUGGUUCAUCAGCAGAGGUGCUUCUAUAUGGGGGUCAGGUUGUUUCUUGGAAGAAUGAACGAAAGGAAGAACUGCUUUUUAUGAGCAGUAAGGCUAACUGGAAACAGUCUAAAGCAAACAGAGGAGGUAUAUCAGUCUGCUUUCCACAGUUUGGAAAUCUUGGUUCACUAGAACAACAUGGGUCUGCAAGAAACAGAUUGUGGUCAUUGGAUAGGGACCCUUCACCUCUACCUCCAUCAGACAAUCAGUCCUCUGUGGAUCUGAUAAUAAAGUCAACAGGAGUUGACUUGAAGAAUAGGCCAUGUAGUUUUGAGUUUCGGCUUCGAAUCUCUCUCAGUGCUGGCAAGCUCAUUUUGAUCCCCCGAGUCAGAAACACGGAUAAUAAAACACUUUCUUUUACACUGUCAAUAAGCAACUAUUUAUCGGUAUCAGAUAUCAGUGAAGUACGUGUUGAGGGAUUGGAGACACUUGAUUACCUUGACAAUCUGCUGAACAGAUCAAGGUUCACAGAGCAGGCAGAUGCAAUUACUUUUGAUGGCCAGAUGGAUAGGUUGUACUUGCGCACCCCCACAAAAAUUGCAGUAAUAGACCAUGAGAAGAAAAGAACAUUUGUACUGCAGAAGAAUGCAAUGCCAGAUGCAGUGAUAUGGAAUCCCGGAUAUAGGAAGGCCAAGGCUCUUCCUGAUUUAGGGGAUGCUGAUUACAAGUUCAUGAUAUGUGUGGAUUCUGAAGCUAUUGAAACCCCACUUAUGUUGAAGCCCUAUGAAGAAUGGAAGGGCUAUCAGGAGCUCUCUAAUGUUUCAUCAAGCUAUUGCAGUGGACAAUUGGAUCCUUCUAAGGUUCUUUAUGGUUUUCACUAAACACCAUAAUGCAGCCAAUGGAGAUAAUUAGAUUAUAAUGGACUUCACUCUCCUAAUUAGUUAAACACUAUAAGUGCACUACACGUGCAUUCAUACCAUGCUGAGAUUAUAAUAAAGUGAGAGCAACUAAAUAAUUGCGAGAUGCUUCUUUGUAUUCAUACUCAUGUCAAUAAAUAAGUUGCAUUAUUACAGUAUUAUCCAUUGGACUAGACAGUGUGUUUGUAAGGUUCCUAUAAAAUCUAGCAAUUGAGCUUAGUACUUUCUUUUGUUGAUA